GUGCCAGUGAAAGGCUGACCGCUUGGGCUUGUCACUGGAGAUUCUUCGUUGUCGUUGCAUAUCUGCCCUCGUUGCAUCUCAAAGGGCAACCCAUUUUCCAUCAGCUGCCCCCUCAGCCAUCUUGGAGUCUGCGCUGUUGCCAUCGUCAUCAUCGUUGGCAUUCUUAAUUCUUCUUGCGUACUUUGGAAUCUGGACAAUCUUGACUAAAUCCAGAGACUUGGCCAUCGCUGCCUCUUUGCCUCGUUUACCCGCUCUACGCCCUCAGCACGUCCUUAAGUAAUCCGCAUCAUUACCCUCACCCUCGAACAAUACCUUGACGAACAGAACAACUUGUUGUACUACCCAGCGUCACAUUAAAUCCAUCAAAUCCAUUUUAUCGCUUAUCAACAGCCAUCAUGAGCAACAUCGACAACAACCAUAAUGCAUCCAGUGAGGAGGAGUGGAAACCCAAUAACCGACCUCAGUCGGUCAUCGCACUUGAAUUCUCCGCAGCUCUGGACGACUUAUUCAAGCUGAACGGUGUUGGUGCUUUGGAAGAAUCUGUUGAACACAAAAAGGAUGAAGUCCAUUUCCAGCAAUAUGAACUCGAAGACCUAGACGCACGCCUGCGCGAAACCAGUGAGCGCCUGCGCCGAUUGCAAGCUACCAGUCCUCGGUCCCCUCGUCAUCCCCAGAUCCAACAGCAAAGGCAACCCGUCUCAGCACAAUAUAAUACUGGAGAGUCCACCACCGACGAUGACAGCAGUGGAGAUAGUGACGAGCAGGGCCAUUCACCGCAAGGGGAACGCAACUCCAGAUGAAGGCCCCCUAACCCGCCCAAGCUUGGAUAACAGGGACCUCUUCUGUGAAGAUCUCGCAUUCUUUACCAUCAGAGGGAUCAACGUUUUCUGAAUCCUCAAUCCUCUUAUACGACUAUGACCGGACCAUUUUACGGUCACCUUGAUCCCAACACCCUCAUAACGAGGGUUAAGAUAUCACUGGAGUGGGGCUGGAGCCGACGCCUGGGACUGCAUUUGGCAUUGGCCUUCUUUAUAGCUGGCAUCUUUAUCGGGUCGUUUGAUGUUUGCUUUAGAUACCCUCAAAUUGGAUAACACAUACCUACAUACACUUAAUGAAUAUCGUUGACCUUCGGUCUCACCC
This is a messenger RNA of Exophiala mesophila, 1140 nucleotides long. RefSeq lists its product as uncharacterized. Lineage: Eukaryota; Fungi; Ascomycota; Eurotiomycetes; Chaetothyriales; Herpotrichiellaceae. The record is from RefSeq and is a predicted model, not a curated record. The transcript is spliced from 3 exons. Bases 396 to 800 code for a protein of 134 amino acids.